AUGGCGGGCUAUUACAAUGGGCAGAUUGUGCUGGAGUUGGAUAACAAAGCAAUUGUCAACGAGCUGAACGCACAGACCCCAACGCGCUCUGCUCAUUAUGGUCUGAUCAUGGACAUUAAGCAGGUCAUGGCAGGUUUCGCUGCAUGCAAAGUUCACGAGGCCGACAAGGCGGCAUGGCAGGUAUUGCUGAGGGACAAGUACCCCAAGCCCUUCGUCUUCCACGACGGCCGCCUCGCCUUCACGCCGACGUUCUCCGCCGCGAUCGCCAUGUACACGUACAUCCCCUUCGGCAUCUUCCUGGCCAUCGUCUGCAGCACGGCAUACAGCCUCCUCCCCUACCGCGUCUCCGUCCCCAUCGGGGCCCGAACCGGCAUGCGCUCCCGCAUCAUCGCCGGGCCGCCUGCCGACGCCGUCGAGAAAGACAAGGCCGACGGCCGCCUCUACGUGUGCAACCACCGCACCCUCCUGGACCCGAUCACCGUCGUGGCUGGGCUCCGCAAGCCCGUCACCGCGGUCACCUACAGCGUGAGCCCCGUCUCCGAGCUGAUGGCGCCCAUCCGCACGGCGCGGCUGACCCGGGACCGGGAUGAGGACCGCCGACGCAUGGAGGGGCUGCUGGCGCGCGGAAACCUUGUGGUGUGCCCCGAGGGGAGGACCUGCCGGGAGCCCUACCUGCUCCGCUUGAGCCCCUUGUUCGCCGAGCUCGCCGCCGAGGUUACCCCCAUCGCGCUCGAGACCCGGGUCGACAUGUUCUACGGCACGUCCACCAAGCCGACGUCCAAAGUGCUCGACCCGCUCUACUUCAUGAUGAACCCGCGGCCCGAGUACCGCGUCGAAUUCCUGGAGCCGGUCGAUACCAUGACCGUGGCCGACGGCCACGGCCACGACGACAUAAGCCACAACAUCCACGUGGCGAACCGGGUGCAGCGUGUGCUGGGCGAGGCGCUUGCGUUCCAGCUCACCGAGCAGACGAGGAAAGACAAAUACAUGAUGCUCUCCGGGAACGAAGGCAUCGUCAAAGCGAAGGCCAAGAAGUCGUAG
Messenger RNA from Triticum dicoccoides, 1041 nucleotides. Its product is annotated as probable glycerol-3-phosphate acyltransferase 2. Bases 1 to 1041 code for a protein of 346 amino acids. Gene Ontology annotation, molecular function: glycerol-3-phosphate 2-O-acyltransferase activity; phosphatase activity. The transcript has 2 exons. NCBI's taxonomy places the organism in Eukaryota, Viridiplantae, Streptophyta, Magnoliopsida, Poales, Poaceae. Gene Ontology annotation, cellular component: membrane. Gene Ontology annotation, biological process: cutin biosynthetic process. The record is from RefSeq and is a predicted model, not a curated record.